Symbiodinium sp. CCMP2456 is the source of this 648-nucleotide messenger RNA. The record is from the annotation of a GenBank genome assembly. Lineage: Eukaryota; Dinophyceae; Suessiales; Symbiodiniaceae.
AUGCACGUGGAGGAGCCGUAUGUCACCCAGGCGCACCCUUGGAUGAACAAGCUCAUCGCCAUUCAGCAAAACUUGGAGGCCUUUGACUGGCUCUUCUGGGUUGAUUGCGACCUCUUCUUCAUGAAUCCGAAGAAGACGGUGGACUCGCUGAUCUAUGCAGCCCUGGAGAGGACCCCCGAGGCCUCGCUGCUUAUCGCGGAGGACGGAAUGAUGUUGAACAGCGGCUCGUUCCUUCUUCGCCACAACGACUGGGGCAAGGACUUUCUUGCGAGAACAGUCGACUUGCUAUCCGCACCCAUGCCUCAAUCCUUCCAGCACAUGCCCUGGCAUGAGCAGGCGCCUUUAAUGUACCUGGGCCUGGUACCCGCCAUUCUGGAGGGUCUCUCCGAGCCUGAGCUUCACCAGACCCUUUCUGCCAGCUCCCCUCUCCCUGCAGGUUAUGAUGAGCACGUCGUGCUCCUCAGGCAGCGUGCGCUCAACUCCUACCCGCAAGAGCUUGUGCAGAAGACGCAGCAUGCUCUGCCGCACGAGGGGUACAAGGAAGGAGAUCUAGUCGUUUCCUUUAACGGCUGCUCUUCGGUUCUCGGCCGAGACUUCUGCGAGGACAUGUACCAGCGUUACCACGACGAGUCCCUGCGGCGGUUCUGA